Molecule: messenger RNA, 662 nt
Organism: Rubroshorea leprosula
Lineage: Eukaryota; Viridiplantae; Streptophyta; Magnoliopsida; Malvales; Dipterocarpaceae
Source: the annotation of a GenBank genome assembly
AUCACUAUCUGAUGCUUUGCAGUCUUCAUCAUCCAUCCUUUUAGAGUUCUGCCUUAAGAACCAUUAAUGCAGAGAUCGUUUCUUGGGUUGAUAUCAACAUUUCCUAAAUAUAGAUCUUGGUAGGGAGUCGGUACAAUCUUUUUUACAUUGAGAAGAAAUCAAGGAGUCCUUCAUGUGUAGUCGGCACAGUCUUUGUUCUGAUUUGAAAUAUUAAGUACCCCUUUGCUUCAUCUUAAUGCUUCCUCCAUUUGAUAAUGUAUAAUAUUGAGAUCAAAGGAAGAAACCGCAGACCAGAUGCAAACUGCACAUGAAGACUUGUCAAAGCAGGACAAUGUUAUCCCUUCUCCCAUGCAAGUUCAUCAGUGGUACACCGAGGAUGGUAGGGAGGCCUCUAACGAGCAAUCUUCUGUAGUGACAAACAAUAAUCUCGGGCUUGAUAUGCAUCAAUUAGCAUCUCUAUGUCCCAUGGACACCACAGCUGACCAUGGAAGGGUCCCUAGUUGGGACAACUUCCUUGGAAUUCGUUGACAGCAGGGAUGCACAACUCAUGUAAACAGAAAAAAUGGAAGGGCUUCACAUUUUGUUCUGUCCUUGCUGGUAUACAUGAUAUCUUUUUGUAUUUGGUUUGAUUGUAUAUUCUGUAAUAAAGAUAAUUAAAUAAG